CUUUCUUUCUCUUCUUCCUCACAUUUUCUCAUCCAAGAAAAUAAAUUCCCAGUCUCCUCUAGAGAACAAAAAACUUCAUUCCUCUUUCAACUUUUUUUCUAAGAAACUAAUUUCAUGGAAAAAAAGCAGUUAAAUCUCAACCAGCCACUUUUAUCAGUGAGGAGAUUCACAUCAACAAUAGCUUCUGUAUCAGAUAACACUGAAAAUUCAUCUGUUAAGUUACCAUAUCUUGCUUCUUACAAAUCAGAGUUGAGUUCAGGUCCGGUGCGAAAUGCCGGUGCAGUUCCGUUUCAAUGGGAGAAAACGCCAGGAAAACCGAAAGAUAUAUCAGUUAUUGAGAGGGAAAAGGAGGGAGGUUCUGAUUCGGAUGAUGGAGAUGAGAGUUUUCAAGAUGCGCGCGACACGCUUUCUAGGACGGAAUCGUUUUUCAUGAGAAGUAGUAUGAGUUCGGAUGAUCGCGAGGUGGAAGUCCGGCCGAAUAGAAGGUUGUCGAGCGAUGGACAAGGUCGCGAUUUCAUGAUUGAUCGGUUCUUGCCUGCUGCGAAGGCAAUGAUAUCUGAAACACCUCAAUGUGCUUCCAAGAAGGAAGGUUUUGGACAAGGACAACAGAAACAGAUGUGGAAAAUUGGGAGUUCUGAGAAGUUAUCUCCUGUUAAUCAGCAUAAACCGAAAUCAGUACGGUAUAGGGAAGUACGCGUAUUUGAAAGCGAUGAUUCGGGAAACUGCACUACUAAUACUGCAGCUUGUGGACUAUUUCCUCAAUUUCGCGCCUUGAAUCCAAUGGCAGGGGUAAGAAUGGAGAAUAAGGUUCAAAGCAAUGCAGGUUGUGGUUCAACUGUUUCGCCUUUUGAAACUCCAAAAGAGGAGCAUGCUAGACCUUCUUAUCGAAGGGGUUGCCGCGAAUCAUUGGUCUGUGAAAGUCCCGCGGUUGAGAAAACUCUAUAUGUUGAUUUUAUACAUAGGACCAAGUUUGAAACCAAUCACAAUGGAGACGAUUUCGAGGCUUUGAAAAGAGAUAGUGACAUUUACGAGAAUCUUUCAGUAGAUUCUUUGCUUGAAAAUAACCGAGGGUUGGAUGAUGUAAAUGUGAAGAGAGCAUUAGAAGCUAAAUUUUCGCAAACUCUUGAUUCGCCUUUUCUCGUUCGUUCUGAAAAUCCUAACAGUGGUAUGCAAGUGGACUCAGAAAAGCUUGGCAUCCAAGUUAGAUACUUAAAUCAGGACUCGGUAUCGAUCUCAAGUCCAAAAAUGGUUGAAUGUAGAAAGAUAUAUUAUGAGAAACUAAUUAAGGAUUCUGCCUUCGAUAUAAAGAGGCAACCGUCAGCCAAAUUGAUUGAUCGAGAACAAACAAUGGAAUAUGAUAAGAAGAUAGACUUAGAAAGCCAAUAUGGGUUGACAUUAGGCCAUCAGGAACUGACAGGUACAACAAGCUUUUUCGAGAUUCCUCUUAUCCUUCCUUCACUGAAAGCUCCAUCAGAGUCUUGGCUUACGCGUACUUUACCGGCCAUUUCCACGAAAAACACAUCUUCAAAGCCUAAGCCUUGUUGCAAAUAUAUAUACAGGACAGCAUCACUGUAUCCCUCCCAAGUUUGAAACAAUUGUUAAUUCUUCUAAUGUGCAACAUGGUGUCAUGCAGUUCCAUGAGGAACUCUAAAACCAAUUGCAGAAGAUUGAAUCAGAGAGAAGGGUUUUAUAGUUGAAGCUUGCUAAAAUGUACUACAUCUUGGUAUUGUAGUUUGUUAUCAUUAUUCUUCUGGUAACUCUGUAAUUGAAACUGUAAAUCACUGUUCCAUUUUAUUUAUGUACAUAUCUUGUGUAAAUGUAAUAAGUAGUUUCAAUGAAAAGAUGUUGUCUUUGUAAAUUACAGAUGACAUGUUUCUGUGAUGUAUCAGGCACUCAAUUA
Vicia villosa (hairy vetch) is the source of this 1900-nucleotide messenger RNA. RefSeq lists its product as uncharacterized. The record is from RefSeq and is a predicted model, not a curated record. NCBI's taxonomy places the organism in Eukaryota, Viridiplantae, Streptophyta, Magnoliopsida, Fabales, Fabaceae. The transcript is spliced from 4 exons. Bases 115 to 1590 code for a protein of 491 amino acids.